AUGGAACUUACAGAUAUACAACUAUUAAAAAUAAAAAGUUCCAUUUUUAUGGAUGAAGAUAGUUCUCCUAUUCUAAUAGAUACAAAUAAGAUAAAAAAAAAAGACAAAAAAAAGAAAGAAAAGAUUAAGUAUAAAACUCGCGUUAAAUGGACACAAAAAGAAAUAGAACUGUUGAUUAAUGGAAUAAAUACAUAUGGAUUAUCUAACUGGUCAAAAAUUAUGAAUUCUUAUAGUUUUCCAGAAUAUAGAACAAAUACCAGUUUAAAAGAUAAAUAUAGAAAUUUUAAAAAAGUUUUCAUAAUAGAAAAGGAUUAA
This is a messenger RNA of Plasmodium gallinaceum, 315 nucleotides long. RefSeq names its product telomeric repeat binding factor 1, putative (gene TRF1). Gene Ontology annotation, cellular component: nucleus; chromosome, telomeric region. Bases 1 to 315 code for a protein of 104 amino acids. Gene Ontology annotation, biological process: protection from non-homologous end joining at telomere. The transcript has 6 exons. The record is from RefSeq and is a predicted model, not a curated record. Lineage: Eukaryota; Apicomplexa; Aconoidasida; Haemosporida; Plasmodiidae. Gene Ontology annotation, molecular function: telomeric repeat DNA binding.